CACACGUAGGGCAGACUGGAGGAGUGAGGGGAGCUUCUCGUACGGCAACUACAGAGACUUUAACACCCAGUUCAGACAAAGCCAAUGUGUGUCUCACUUUUGUGUGGACGAGGACGAACGUUAAUUUUAGAGUAACGUGAAACAGUGAAACGCUGAGGAUGCUGAAUUCUGCUUCUAAGCGUCGGUCUGCAGCUGCAGCUUCCCUGCAGGAAGGAAGAGACAGCAAGAAGAUCCGUGUUUACGACCGCCGCUUGGAAACGGAGGCGAAAACCUCCAAGCUGUUGGAAACAGCUGGUUUGGACUUUAAUGACUUUCUUAAAGCUCUGCACAAGGACUUUGGAAUCCAUUCAAAUGAAACAUUUGUGGUGGCAACCACUGACCGAAUUGUCCUGGAUUUUGACAGAUUUAAGGAACUCCGGGAUGACACAACCCUUUACUUGUUGCAACACGAGCACCAGGUUCUGCCAGCUGCAACGGAGGAAAAGAUAUCGUUUAUGCCUCAUUAUGAUACAUUAAUCAAGAGUGGCACUUACGAGUACUAUGCUAGUGAGAACAAGGAAUCAUUAGCGUAUCCACUUGCUGAGCUCAUUGAUAACGCUCUGUCAGCCACAGCUAAAAACGCAGGAACAAGGAUAAUAGAGAUAAGGAUGCUGUUUGAUGAAAGUCUUGGGAAGCCUGCAGUCAUUGUCCUAGAUAAUGGGUGCGGGAUGACUACCAAGCAGCUCAAUAAGUGGGCAGUUUACAGACACUCCAAAUUUACAAAAGAAAAGAGCACAUUUGCAAGAAAAGAAGAAGAUUAUGUCCGUCCUGAUCCUGUUCCUCGAAGUCUCAAUAGUGAUAUAUCAUACUUUGGAGUUGGAGGAAAACAGGCUGUUUUCCACUUUGGAAAUGUAGUCAGAAUGAUAAGCAAACCAGUGGGAUUACCAGAUGUUCAUGAGUUGGUUCUAUCAGAAGAAGAUUUUGAAAAAAAGGAAAAGAACAAAGAAGAUAUUUACAGCACCACCAUCCUAAACAGGAAGCCUGGCGACUGUUCGCAUGUGAGUGAAGAUGAGCGUUUCCUUCGUACCAUCAUCGAAGAGGAACCUGGGAAGGAAAGCUUCACAGCCGUGGUCAUUACAGGACUCAAGCAAAACCAUGUCUCCUUCCUGAAAGAUGAAUUUGUUGUGUGGACCAGACAGCUAGCGCACAUAUAUCACUAUUACAUUCAUGGAGUCAAUGGAAAUGACAUGAGACAAGGCUCUAAAAAGACAGACCAUCAAUCUAAGAUUGACAUUCAGAUCACUUUGCGGGAGAAGCUUCCCAAAUGUCCCCGUGUUUUGAAUCUGAGGGAAAUUUACGAUGACAAGCAGACUUUGUACAUUAACUCUGCUGCAGACACCUUUGAAUUCAAGGCAUCCACAGCACCGGACGGCGGCACAGUGGAGGGAGUGCUGCGAUAUCAUCCGUUCCUCUAUGACAGGGAGACUUACCCUAAAGAUCCAGAUACUAUAAAGGAUUCUCUUGACGCUGACGAUUUUGAAAACGAACCUGGGCUCGUAAAUCAGGAAGAAAGGAGGAUCUUUGAGUGUUAUUGGAAUGGACGGCUCAUACCUGGCACCAAAGUGACUGAGUUUGAUUGGUGUUCUUGUAAAGGAGCUAAAGGAGGAGAUAUACCCCCGGAGUGUUACAGUCGGUUUUCAGGGGUGCUUUUCACUGAUGACAACUUCCAGGUCACCACAAACAAGAUGACCUUCAUGGACCUUGAACUGAAGCUGAAGAGCAAGGACACUAUCUUCACACUGGGUCUUAAUGGACAGAAAUUGUCUAAAAGAGGCAACAUUCAGAAGGAGUUCGUGCAGUGGCUUCAUAACUGUCAUCAAAAGUUUGACAAGCAAAUCAAGUUUGUGGGCUUCAAGGGGAUUACAACACGGACAGAUGUGGCUAAAAAGAAACUGCAGCAUCCGUGGGCAACCUUCUCCUCCAUCGAGUGGGACGGCAGAACGUACAGGACGGGCCAACUUGUGAAGACUCAGAAAACAAAUCCCAUUCUGUAUGGUAAAGUGGUUCGGUUUUUGCUGUAUGGAAAUUAUGAUGGAGACGUCUAUGCCACAGGAGGACAGGUUGAAGUGUCUCGAGAGCCCAGAGCACUUUAUGACAUGAACAAGAUCAUACCCAUAUCAAGGAUCGACAAGACAGCCACUGACGAAGCCAUCAAGAAAAAUAUCGACAGUGACUCUAACAAGCUGCCAGAUAUGCUGAAAUUGGACUGGCCUGUAGGUAACCCCUGGCCACAGAAUGCUGUUUGUCCUGUUGGGACUCCUUUAGGGCCACUCAAAAUUGAGAUCCUGAACAAAAAGGGAGAGGCCGUAUCUCGGAUGGCGCCGAUGGGCCAGGGCUCAGGGACAAAACUGUGUGUUAAGCUCACGUUAGUCCACCAUGGUCCAAAAUCAGACAAAGAGGUUGCAGCUUAUGUUGCCCCUCAUUUAUCAGGAACAGGUUUCUGGUUCAAAAAAAUUGAGACUCUGACUGAUCUGGGGAAAUACACAUUGAAUUUGAACACAGUGGUCCAUGAAACAAAUGCUAUGACCUUUGGUGGUAGACCACUUCCAAGGUUCACGUUCAAGUUCACCCUCAAAGAGGGUGAUGCGGUGAAGUUCGUUAUCGGUGCAGUGAGCCCCACACUUCGCGUGGGCGUGCCAUUUGACAUUCCUCUGCAGAUAAAAGAUGGUUAUGACAACUUAACGACCCUCCCUCCCAAACUCCGGCCUGAGCUCAAAUGCCGUGGCCUGAAUCUGACUUAUGAGACAGUUUACAGCAGUGGAACCACAUUCACCAUCAAAAGUGUCAAAGCAAGAGGAAAAGUCCUGAAUUACCAGCAAUCCAAGAGCUAUGAGCUGGAAGUGACCGUGCCUGGCCUGAAAGAGGACACACAAUCCAUCAAGAUCAGUCUUCUUCCUGGCGUUCCAGAUUCCCUCCACGUGACACCAGAGGAAACCUCAAUCUUGGUAGAGAACGGAAACCCAGUCACGUUUAAUGUUGAAAUUCACGACGAGGCUGGAAACAUCACCGCUAACCCCAAGCAGAUCAUUCGCUGCGAGGUUAAGGGGUUUCCCCCGGUGGUGAGUGACUGCAGCAGCACAGGUGCUGGCCAGCUUGUGACGAAGCCUAUUAACCUGACAAUAAUCAACGGAGAGCAACAAGAGCUCAAAGCUCAAUUUGUGAUGCCUAAUCACAAAAAUGUAGCGCUGGUCAUGAAGGAGCUGAAGGUGCUGCCCAGCACGCGGGCGUCUGUGAUGGAGCUGUACAGUCAGGAUGACGAGAAUCUAGUCCUGAGGAACAGUGAAAAGAUCGAAUGGAUCGCCGGAGGACUGCUGGAGAACCUGUUCUACAGGCUGUAUGAUGAGGCUGGCAGGGAGGUACCGCUCACUGCUGAAAUAGCCUCCAUGAUCAAGGUUAACUGGACAGGAGAGGUCUUUCUAGAAGAUUUAAUCCAGGGGAAGCUGCCUGAUGUACAGGUACCUAAACAGGUCAAAGAGGAGCGCUUCUACCAGGUCUCCUAUCAAGACCAGAGUGUGUCUGUCUCCUUUACUAUUGUACCUCGUCCAGAUGAACCAGCUCGUCUAAAAGUAACUUUACCCCAAGUCACAGUGAAGCUUGGUGAGAUCCUCUCUGGAAACAUCAGCUUGGAGCUCGUGGACCAGUUUGACAAUUUAACCAAGCUGCUUACCCCCGCGUCUGUGAACCACACCACGGUGGAAGCUGAGGGUCUGGACAAAUCGGCCAUCGCCUUCAUAUGGCAGGAGAGCAGCUGUUCUGUCCUGGUGACAGGAGUUCGCUUACAGUCAGGACCUCUCGGCCCCAGAGACAUGUGCUUCAGCUGCUCUGACUUUGUGGAGCAUGUCAGUGUUAAAGUGACUGCUGGACUCCCUGCACAGCUUAAACUCCUCAGUGGACCAGAGCAGCCUUUGCAGGUGCUGAAUGGCCACGGCAUCGCCAAACCAUUUAUCGUCCAGUUGUGUGAUGAGUGGGGAAACCCUUCUCCAGACCAGAGGGUUGUGGUAGACUUAAGGACUUCACCUCCCGGGCUGAAGGUGAUGACAAAGGUUAUUUCACAACCAGUGAAUGCAGAAGGGAAAGCCUCAUUCUUUGUUAAUGGUUUGAGCGGCCCAAAGGGGUACUAUCAACUGCUUUUCAAAGGCUCCUUCAACAAAAAACCCAUCCCUGGUCCUUCAUUGAACCUCACUGUCCUCCCUGAUCCCAACAAACCAGUCAGCCUGUCAGUGAAGUACAACACAAGUGCCAAGUUUCUUGCUGGAGGCACCUUCCCAGUUUUUGCAGUGACUGUGGUGUCUGAUGAGGGAAGUCCAAUUACUACUUUUAAUCCAGCUGCUGCCUCCAUGUUUGUUUGGAAUGGGGCAUCAUUGACAAAAACCCCUCCAGAAACAGCCAUUGAGCUGAAGUGUAGCAGACCCAUGGAAAAUGAAAAGAAUGACUGUUUUCACUUCAGAGACAAAGAAAUCCCGGAGGAAGUUGGAAAGUACACCAUACAGUUUUCUCUUCGUGUUAACAAAACUGACGUUUUGUACAGUAAUCAGAUUCAUAUAGCUGUGCUGGCCAACCAGCCUGCCAAACUGGGACCUGACUCUCAGCCUCCCACCCCAGUCGUUUCCUACAGUGAGGACAUUGCCAGCCGAACCUUGGUUGAGAAUCUGACCCUGAGGAUAAUGGAUUUGUAUGGCAACCCAGCGGGACAGGACAUGGAAGGGAAGGUGAUCAUCACUAUAAAGUCCUCUAAUGGAGAGAGAAACGAAAGCUUCCCUCUGCUUGAAAGAGGAACCAGCAGAGUUCAGAUUAACUUGGUGGAGGGGAAGGCCCACAUCACUAGGCUGACUAUCAGAGAGAACAGCCCAGGUGACAAUGGCAGCACCUACAUCCUCCUCUUCAAACCUGAAGUGUCCGCACUUCCCACACCUCUGGCUGCUUUUGAGCUCCCCUUCCAUUUUUACAAUGAUGCACAGAACCAACAAAGAAUGUCUGAACUGACCAGGAAAAAAGAUGAGCUCAGCAGUGCUAUUGAGAGAUAUGAAGAAACAUUUGGUACAUACAAGCAGCUCCUUGAGUUGCUGACAUCUUCUUGCCUGCGUGCCAGUGAAAAAGAGGCUGAUCUUAGAAAUGAGCUGGCCCGAAGGAAAAUCCCACACCCUGUGUCUACACAACAUAUUGAUAGACUAAUGAAAAAGAAGAAAGCUGAAGCUGAAGCAAUUCAGAAAAUGCCACGAAGAGUGUACUCCAUCAGCGACAACUUCAGGGGGCAGGCAGAUGUUUUGGGAAUGGUUGGCCACCUGGCCCUUGUGCAGGAUGAUGCUGCUGCGUGGGUCAUCUCCUGGCACAUCAGGGGUGACAUGGACUGUGUCAUCACCAGAACAACGGAAGCAGCGCGGCGGAUCUUUGAUGACACACAGGGCAGGCAGCAGGUCAUGGCCCUCGACAGCGUGUUCGUGCCACAAGGAAACAGACCGCUGCCGCACAUAAGAAAUGGCUACCCACUCUUUGAUCCCCCCGGGAACCCGGUCUACGCCAGAGAGCUGCUGAUUUACCGUUAUGAUCAGGAGAGCUGUGACAUCGUGUUUAAAAACAUCCUCGGAGAUACUAUUCUGAUUGAUGACUUGGACUCUGCAAAUAACUACAGAAGGGCGGUGGUGCAGAACAGGAUGCAAUGCCCCACCAUACUGACCAGGAAAGGGGAAAGGGUCAGUGGCAGGGGAAAGUUUGGAGGUGCGCAGAACACAGCCCCACCGAUGAGCACGUUAAAAAUGUUUGGAGCCCCUCUCCCACAGCAGUACCACAGUCUACUGGAACAAAUAGAGCUGCUCCAGCAGUACUUGUCAGCUUUGUUGAAGAAGGAGGAAAUGGAAAGGGCGCGAAAUGAUCACAUAAACAAAAUGAAGUCUUUGGAUGUGCAACAAAAGCAGCAAGAAUGGGAUGAGAAAAGGAAGCAGCUAAGAGAGAUUGAAAUCCAACUCGCAUCAGCAUCAAUGAGACCAGUGAAACGAGGCCCUGUGGAUGGUGGUCAGCCGUCAAAUGUCAGUGCAAAACGAGCAAGGCAGAAUUCCACAUAAGAGGCUGAUUCUGAUUGGUACAACCUGAUUGUUUAACUAUAAGGCAGUUUUUUUGUAAUUUUAUUUCUUUGUUAACUUUGAGUUGAUGUAAUGUAUUUUAUUUUAUAGAUGCUUUUUGUACAUUUUAACACUUUUGUAAAAGUAAAAAUAAGCAGCAAAAACUGCUUACGACCCUUCAUUGCAGCGCAUGCUAAGUCUGCAGAAUGUAUGCAUUAAAAAUAUUUCCUGAGA
Archocentrus centrarchus (flier cichlid) is the source of this 6329-nucleotide messenger RNA. RefSeq names its product structural maintenance of chromosomes flexible hinge domain containing 1 (gene smchd1). NCBI's taxonomy places the organism in Eukaryota, Metazoa, Chordata, Actinopteri, Cichliformes, Cichlidae. Gene Ontology annotation, cellular component: chromosome. The transcript is spliced from 47 exons. Gene Ontology annotation, molecular function: ATP binding; protein binding. Gene Ontology annotation, biological process: chromosome organization; double-strand break repair. The record is from RefSeq and is a predicted model, not a curated record. Bases 159 to 6098 code for a protein of 1979 amino acids.